Molecule: messenger RNA, 264 nt
Organism: Knipowitschia caucasica
Lineage: Eukaryota; Metazoa; Chordata; Actinopteri; Gobiiformes; Gobiidae
Source: the annotation of a GenBank genome assembly
AUGAGACUCGGAAGCUCAGGGGGCGAGGGGUCGAGCCCCCACGUGUUGGGGCGCUACACUUGUCCGGUGGUUGAGCUGGGGUAUGUAUGGGGGUGUGUGGUGAGGGGGGUGGGGGGGGGGGGGGGGGGGGGGUGUGGGUGGGGUAUUAGGAGCGGGGUAGGGAGGGAUGGGUGGGGGGGUGUGGGUCGGGGUGGAGAGCUGGUAGGCGCGUGGGUGGGGUGUAGGGGUGCGGCGUGGUGUAUGGGGGUGGGGGGGGGGGUGUAG